AUGGAGGGGAAGAAAGAUGAGAACAAUUUCUUUGCAAACAUGAAACAAGAUAUUGAUCAAAUUACAAAACAAGAAGAAGAGGUUCUUAAGAAGAGAAUAUCAAACCACCCUCUGUAUGGGCUUCUUCUUCAGUCACAUCUCAAAUGUUUAAAGGUGUGUUCCGACGACUUUGACUUACCAGAGAUUAUGAAUCCGCAGGAUGAUCUUGACCUAACCAAACUCUCUCUCCACUCUGAUUCUUCCCUCGAAGCCACCACCUCUCCAGAACUUGAUCAAUUCAUGGAAGCGUAUUGCUCAACUCUAAUGGAGCUGAAGGAAGCCAUGGACAAGCCUCUUAUUGAAACGCAACGUUUCGUGGAUGCAGUGUACACUCAGCUAAAUGACAUUAGUGCUGUUCGUUUCGUUGACGCAGCUACCUGCGGCUGCGUCUGCGGCAAUGUUUUAAAAAAUUUUUGUUCGUUUCAUUGA
This is a messenger RNA of Eruca vesicaria subsp. sativa (arugula), 468 nucleotides long. The record is from the annotation of a GenBank genome assembly. NCBI's taxonomy places the organism in Eukaryota, Viridiplantae, Streptophyta, Magnoliopsida, Brassicales, Brassicaceae.